Messenger RNA from Aricia agestis (brown argus), 965 nucleotides. Its product is annotated as androgen-dependent TFPI-regulating protein-like. Bases 139 to 903 code for a protein of 254 amino acids. The transcript has 4 exons. Gene Ontology annotation, cellular component: membrane; endomembrane system. The record is from RefSeq and is a predicted model, not a curated record. Lineage: Eukaryota; Metazoa; Arthropoda; Insecta; Lepidoptera; Lycaenidae.
AUAAAUUUAAUUGGGCAUAGAGUUAAUGGGUUGAUUGAUAUUUGAAAUCCUUUAAUAGCAAAUAUUUUCAUAAUAAUUUUACGAAUGUUCAUAAAGUUUGUAAUACAUUUUAAACUAUUUCGGUGCUAAAACCUUGCAAUGGCGCAGACUCUGAAAGCCAUACACCUGCGAAUGUUCAUGUAUGCGUUGACGUUUUCAUUGCACUUUGUCAACGUGGUUCUCACUCAUGUGUGGUGCUACAAGAUACGAGAUGAUCCAGAAAUGAAGUUAUACUUCCCCUACUGGACUCGCCUUUUUACAGUAUGGAAUAUUGGCAUGCAGAUGGCUCACGCUUUCAUUGGCCUCAUUUGUGAUAGAGAUGAGUUGAAGGACACCAAAAACAGGAGCAGGAAUAUAAACUAUCUAAGAAACUUUAAUUCCACAUUUUUUUCUGCAGUUGUUUGGCCUUCGUCUUGGGUCUGCUGCAUAAUAUUCUGGUUUUUCUAUACCUAUGACAAGAAUCUACUACGCUAUUCUUUAAUAAAGAAAGUUAUGAAUCCAGUGACAAAUCACAUUGGACACACGUUUAUACUAGCUGUAGUUAUAUGGGAGGCAGUUUUUCGGCCGAGACCGGAACCGAAGUCCCACAGAAGAAACGUGUUUUAUGCGUUGGGCGUCACUGCAAUAUAUACAGCAGUGUUAUGGUACACAUACGUAACCUCCGGUACAUGGGUCUACCCGUUUUUCGACUUGUCUUACGGCACCAUCUACUUCCCUCUGAUUCAUAUAGUAACAGGCUUCAUAACAGUUGGAGCAUACUUCGCGCUAUGGCCGAUCACAAGAAUUACUAUUGCAGGAGUAGGUUUCGAAAAAUAUAAGAAACGGCUGGUCAAAAAUUUAGGCCUGCAGAAAAUAUUGCAAUAAAGCGUUGUAUGAAAGUGGCACUACACACUUGGAAAUUGAGUAAAAUUAACUCCUGAUUUGUA